Fusarium odoratissimum NRRL 54006 is the source of this 750-nucleotide messenger RNA. RefSeq lists its product as uncharacterized. The record is from RefSeq and is a predicted model, not a curated record. Lineage: Eukaryota; Fungi; Ascomycota; Sordariomycetes; Hypocreales; Nectriaceae. The transcript is spliced from 3 exons. Bases 1 to 750 code for a protein of 249 amino acids.
AUGGCGAAGUGGCUUGCUCAUGGUCGCCACAGCCAAUCAACCUUCAACACCGACGAGGCUUCCUUGAGUCGCCUUGCUAGCUGUAUAGGCAUAGUCCGUGACCAACUGUCCCGGGCACAUCGCAUCGUCCUCAAGCGUAAGCUCCUAAGCAGUUUGACGAAUACCCUCAACGGGCUGGUGAAAAGUGGCAGGGCCACUGAGUUCUGGAACAGCGAAACCGGUCGUAAGGAGCUUUUGUGGUCGAACGAGCUAGUCAGAGACUUCCUGGAAGGUGGUGAUGCUGUGGGUGCAGAGUCAGUCAACGAUGUCAGUGGACAAGACAAUGCUGUACGCGAUGUCAAGCUAUCGCAAGAGGGCAAUAGUGAAGUCAUUGUCAUCGAUAAUGAUGACGAUGACGACGAUCAAGACUUCAUGGACUGGGAGGGUAACGAUGCGCCGGGGCAGUCACCAGCGCCAUGCAGGGAGCAGGACCAGUUGGACGAAGCGAUGAAGCGAAGUCUCUUAGAGCAGCGACGGCACCAACAGCAGCAAACGCAGACGCAACCACGACCACGACCACGACCACGAGCCCAACAGUUCAAUCAUCAUUCCCUCGCACCUUCCUUUUCCAACACUCCACAGAGAGCCAUCCCAGCUGAUGACAGCAUGUUGCUAGAUCCGAUGAUCCCACUAGAAGUCCAAGCCUUCCGAAACGAGACGCAGAAAAUCGCGACCAAGCUCGCCAACGACCGUCGGGACUUCCAGUCUUAG